Messenger RNA from Condylostylus longicornis, 1517 nucleotides. Its product is annotated as venom protease. The record is from RefSeq and is a predicted model, not a curated record. Gene Ontology annotation, molecular function: serine-type endopeptidase activity. Lineage: Eukaryota; Metazoa; Arthropoda; Insecta; Diptera; Dolichopodidae. Gene Ontology annotation, biological process: proteolysis. The transcript has 8 exons. Bases 60 to 1358 code for a protein of 432 amino acids.
UUAUUAUUAAAGCGAAAUUUGUUUUUUGUUAUAUUCUAUAUAUACAUACAUGAAUCACAAUGUAUUAUAAAAAAAUUUCAUAUAUUAUUAUGUUUUUAAUAAAUAAUUAUUUAAUACUGGGAACACUCUCGCAAUCGGAUAGUUGCUUAACAUCAGCUAAGCGUCAAGGACAAUGUACAUCAGUUGAAAACUGUCCAAAUUUAAUUGAAGAAUAUUUUUAUAAACUUCAAACUACGCCAAUAACAUUUGACGCUUUUUUACGGACUAUAACAUGUGAAAUCAGUGUAGAUGCAAUGAAAAUAUGUUGUCCAAAUCGUAUGAUUCCAAAAAUACCAGAUACUUUACAAAUUUUAAGUCAAUCAGCACCAUCUCAACAACCAAAAGUAGUUUCAUUAAAUCAACCUGGAGUUUCUAUUUUUAGCUUUUCAGCAUUAAAUUAUAAUAGUAUAUCAGAAGUUUAUGAUGAAUCAUUGAUAGUGCCAUUAACAAUUAUUGGCAAUGGACCACUAACAUCAAAUACUGCAAAACCAAUUUUACAACCGAUUAAUAUUAAAUUACAACCAGGAGUAAUUCCAAAAAGUUCACUUGGACAAUGCGGUAUGAAUACUUUACCACAAACGAGAAUUGUAGGCGGCAAUGAAGUUAAAAAAGGAUCAUAUCCAUGGAUAGCUGCUCUUGGAUAUAUAAUAAGUAAAAAUGAUCCUGCUGAAUUCUUAUGCGGUGGAAGUUUAAUAACUACUCGACAUGUUUUAACUGCCGCACAUUGUGUUAAUAAUGAUUUAGCAUUUGCUCGUUUAGGAACUAAUAAUAUAUCAGGAAAAGAACCGAAUUCAAUUGAUAUUAAAAUAUUGAAAAAAUUUCAACAUGAACAAUAUAAUAUUAAUAGUAAUGCAAAUGAUAUUGGUUUAUUAAGACUAGAAAAAGAUAUAGAUAUUGCUGAUCAUAUAAUGCCUAUUUGUUUACCUUAUGGUUUAACAAAAGAUUUAGUUGGAAUGAAUCCUUUCAUUGCUGGCUGGGGUGCUCAAAAAUUUAGAGGUACCACAACAAAUAUACUUCGAGAGGCACAAAUUCAAAUUGUUUCCUUAGCAGAAUGUAAAAAAAAUUAUUCAACAAAAUUUAUUGCAAUUAAUUUUGAUGAUAAGAUUAUAUGUGCUGGAGGGAACCAAAUUGACUCAUGCCAAGGUGAUUCUGGAGGUCCUUUAAUGUUACCACAAUUGGAUCCAGUUAAAAUUGUUUACUAUUAUUAUUUAAUUGGAGUAGUUUCUUUUGGUUUUGAAUGUGCAGUACCAGGUUUUCCAGGUGUAUAUACAAAAGUCAAUUCAUAUCUAACAUGGAUAGAAAAUAAAGUUAAAUUGUAGAAAAAUUAUUCAAUCGGAUCUAUAUAUAUUUUGUGUAGGAAAGUUUCUCGUAUAAUUCUAAUUGUGAAUAAUUGAUAAUUUUUUUUAUAUCAUUUAUAUUAUUUAAAAGCAGAAUUUUUUUUUUGUCAAUAAAUUAACUUUAAAGUAUUAAAAUACAAA